Messenger RNA from Macadamia integrifolia, 2155 nucleotides. RefSeq names its product receptor protein kinase-like protein ZAR1. Gene Ontology annotation, molecular function: ATP binding; protein binding; protein kinase activity. Gene Ontology annotation, biological process: protein phosphorylation. The transcript has 2 exons. The record is from RefSeq and is a predicted model, not a curated record. NCBI's taxonomy places the organism in Eukaryota, Viridiplantae, Streptophyta, Magnoliopsida, Proteales, Proteaceae. Bases 71 to 2014 code for a protein of 647 amino acids.
CGCCCUCUGCAACUCCUUAAUGGCAAAUAUGUAGUGCAAGAGAGCAAUACCGGAAAAAAAAAAGAAGCUAAUGGAGUUUUUUCUGCUGGGUUACUUUCCUCUGCUUCUUCUGUUACCCUCUUCCCUGGUGUCCUCUUUGAACUCCGAUGGUCUUUCACUCCUAGCGCUCAAAGCAGCUAUCUCUACUGACCCAAAUCGAUUUCUUCAUACCUGGUCGGAAGAUGACCGAGACCCAUGUCAGUGGGAUGGAAUCACUUGCACUCACGGCCGAGUUACCGAAAUCUACCUUCCCAACAAAGGUUUCAAUGGCUACAUUCCCUCAGAACUCGGCGCACUCGUCUCUCUUCGCAUUCUCUCCCUCUCUCACAACAAUUUCACCAAACCUAUCCCUUCUAGGCUCUUCAAUGCUACCUCUAUUGUUUCUCUCGACCUCUCUCACAAUUCCCUCACUGGUCAUAUCCCAGACCAGAUCAAAUCACUUAAACACCUGAUUCAUUUGGAUCUCUCUUCAAAUCUCUUGAAUGGAUCUCUUCCAGAUUGUCUCAGUGACCUCCAUGAGCUCUCCGGAACUCUAAAUCUCUCCUACAACUAUUUUUCCGGCGAGGUUCCUGCGUCGUACGGAGGUUUCCCCGUCGCCGUAAACUUAGAUCUCCGGCACAAUAAUCUUUCCGGCAAAAUCCCUCAGGUGGGUUCUCUUUUGAAUCAAGGCCCAACAUCUUUCAUUGGGAACCCUAGUCUCUGUGGAUUCCCGUUACGAACUGCUUGCCCAGAAGCUGGAAACCCUACUCUUACCAUAAACCCAACAAACCCUAGAAAUAUAAACCCUGAUUUCUCUAAUGGAGGAUUUCCUCGACAACCAAGCUCGAAACCCAGAGGUAGCUCAAUGGUUGUUCCGAUAAUCUCAGGGGUUUCUUUCAUUGUUGGUGCGGUUUCGGUUUCGAUGUGGGUGUUUCGGAAAAAAUGCAGGUCCGUGGAGGGUAAAUUGGGAAAAGAGAUUUCGGAUAUGGAAGGUGAGGAUGAUGGGCAAAAGGGGAAGUUCGUGGUAGUGGAGGAAGAGGGGUUUGGGUUGGAAUUAGAAGAUUUGUUGAGGGCAUCUGCCUAUGUGGCAGGGAAGAGCCGGAGUGGGAUUAUGUACAAAGUGGUGGUGGGUAGAGGAUCCGGUGGUUCUGCGGCGGCGGUGGUGGCGGUCCGGCGACUGAGCGAAGCCGGCGGGGUUUUAAGGCUGAAAGAUUUUGAAACAGAGGUGGAAGCAAUCUGUAGGGUCCGCCACCCGAACAUCGUGCGGCUGAGAGCUUACUAUUAUGCGUUUGAUGAAAAGCUUCUGAUAUCUGAUUUUAUCCCCAAUGGUAGUUUGUACUCUGCGUUGCACGGUGGGCCUUCAAAUCUGUUGCCACCUUUAUCAUGGACUGCACGGUUGAAGAUUGCACAAGGGGCUGCGAGGGGUCUUAUGUGUAUUCAUGAGUGCAGCACUAGGAAAUAUGUUCAUGGGAGCAUAAAAUCGUCAAAGAUCCUUCUCGACAAUGAUCUCCAGCCAUAUAUCUCUGGCUUUGGCCUCAACCGUCUUGUCUCAGGCAGUUAUAAAUCUACUGAAAUAGCAUCUAAGAAGCAAGGCUCAACCCAAAUCACCGUAACUUCUGGGCUCGGGUUGAAAAGUUCAGUGGGUAAUUCUGCCGGUUAUAUUGCACCAGAGGCAAGAGUCCCUGGCUUCAAGUUGACACAGAAGUGUGAUGUCUACUCCUUUGGCAUUGUGCUUUUGGAGGUCUUAACCGGCCAACUACCAGAUACUGGGCCAGAAAACUAUGGAAAGGGAUUAGAGAGUUAUGUGAGGAAGGUGUUUCGGGACAAACGGCCCUUGUCUGAGGUCGUAGAUCAGGCGCUUCUGCAAGAGGUUCAGGCGAAGAGACAAGUCCUUGCAGCAUUUCAUGUAGCACUCAGCUGUACAGAAUUCAACCAGGAUUUGAGGCCUAGGAUGAGAGUUGUUUCUGAGAGUCUUGAUCGUAUUGGAUGUCAUUGAAUGCUGAAACUUUUCAGUUCUUCUCUUUGACUUAGAUGUGGAAUUUGGCCAAGAGGAAAUGGUUGGAUGAUUUGUUAAUAGUUAUGGUUUCCUGAGGCUUUUCUGUUUUGAAUGUCACUGAAUCCUUCUCCUUCAGCUUCA